Entelurus aequoreus (snake pipefish) is the source of this 1225-nucleotide messenger RNA. It is a transcript of the gene ssr1, whose product is annotated as signal sequence receptor, alpha. Lineage: Eukaryota; Metazoa; Chordata; Actinopteri; Syngnathiformes; Syngnathidae. The record is from RefSeq and is a predicted model, not a curated record. The transcript has 10 exons. Bases 88 to 984 code for a protein of 298 amino acids. Gene Ontology annotation, cellular component: endoplasmic reticulum; endoplasmic reticulum membrane.
UUCGCGAACGUCACACCUCCACUGCCUGUCUUAGCGGCUCUCUCGCGCAGCCUGUCCGAAUGAGAAGGCGCUGAUUUCGGCUCCACAAUGAUGACAUUUCUCCCCAAACUCCUUCUGGUUGUGUUACUCGCCUUCCCGGCGCACAUCGUCAGCAGGGGGCCAUUGGUUAGUGCUCAGGAUCUGACCGAGGAUGAGGAGGUGGACGCGGUGGAGGAUGACAUCGUGGACGACGCGACGGCCGAGGAUGAGGACGACGAAGCCGAAGUAGAAGACGACGAAAACACGGAACUCACGGAAGAAAAGGAGGAUGAGGAGGAGGAGACGUCGGUGGGCGAGGUGAAGGCGUCGCCAAACGCCGAUACCACCAUUCUCUUUGUCAAAGGAGAAGACUUCCCUGCCAACGACAUUGUCAAGUUCCUGAUGGGCUUUACCAACAAAGGCUCAGAGAACUUUGUGGUGGACUCUCUGGACGCUUCUUUCCGCUACCCUCAGGACUACCAGUUCUACAUCCAGAACUUCACGGCGCUCCAGCUGGACACGCUGGUUCCUCCCAGCAAGCAGGCCACCUUCGAGUACUCCUUCAUCCCGGCAGAACCCAUGGGAGGGCGACCCUUUGGACUCGUCAUCAACCUCAACUACAAGGACAGCAAUGGCAACAUCUUCCAGGACGCCGUGUUUAACCAGACGGUCACCAUCACUGAGAAGGAGGACGGUCUGGAUGGAGAGACCAUCUUCAUGUACAUCUUCCUGUCUGGCCUCGGACUGCUCGUCGUCGUCGGCCUUCAUCAGCUGUUGGAGUCCAGAAAGAGGAGGCGUCCUGCUGCGAAAGUAGAAAUGGGAACGUCGAGUCACAACGACGUAGACCUCAGCUGGAUCCCUCAAGAAACUCUGAACCAGAUCAUGCAGAGUCGCAGAGACAAAGCGUCGCCCAGGAGGUCUCCACGCAAACGCAACCAGAAACGCUCGGCGGGCUCGGACGAGUGACGCAAAGGACAACUGCCAGAGCCUCCCUGACAUCACGGCGGCCUUUUUUUAUUUUUAUUUUUUUUCCUCUAGAACUUGAAAAUCUGCUGAGCUGUUCAGCACACACGUGAUUGAGAGGACAGUUGUGUUGUUUAAAACUGCUGAUGCUGCUAUAGUGAGGAGCUGCAACACAACCUUGUCUUUUUGUGUGUCUUGUUUGCAGCUCCGCACUGUAUCGCUAAAUAAAUGCACUCUGGUCUUC